Molecule: messenger RNA, 1847 nt
Organism: Cheilinus undulatus (humphead wrasse)
Lineage: Eukaryota; Metazoa; Chordata; Actinopteri; Labriformes; Labridae
Product: E3 ubiquitin-protein ligase TRIM21-like
Exons: 2
Coding region: 95-1576 (493 amino acids)
Molecular function (GO): protein binding; zinc ion binding
Source: RefSeq, a predicted model, not a curated record
CAGAGCUUCUAUCAAGAAGAGUCUUCUUAUUCUCUCUGAGGACCGCUGCACCGAAUCCUUCUAGUUUUUCUCAUCUUUCUGGCAGAGUGUCGAAAUGUCUGCUGCCAGUUUUGUGCUGACUGAAGAUCAGUUCCUGUGCUCCAUCUGUCUGGAUGUCUUCAGUGAUCCUGUCAGCACACCAUGUGGACACAACUUCUGUCAGAGCUGCAUCACUGAGCACUGGGACGUCAACGCCCCGUAUUGCUGUCCCAUCUGUAAAGAGGUUUUCAGAAGCAGGCCUGAGCUGAAGGUGAACACCUUCAUCAAGGAGAUGGCUGCUCAGUUCAGACAGUCAGCUCACCUGGAGCCUCAUCUGACCACGAAGAUACAUCAGCUGAUCGACCCUGUGGAGAGCCUAGAGAGCAGGAUGUGUGAGAAGCACAACAAAGAGCUGAAGCUGUUCUGUAGGAACGACCAGAGGCGUGUCUGCAUGAUGUGCACAGUUUUAGACCACAAGACUCAUGAUGUUGUUCCUCUGAAAGACGAAUAUGGAGGAAAGAAGUCUAAAAUUCAUCAGAUGAUCCAGAAGAAACGACUGAAGAUGGAGGAGCUGAAAUGCUCAGUGGAGCUCAAUGAUAAGAACGCAGACAGAGAGAUAGCAGAAGCUGUUCAGGUCUUCAGCGCUCUGAUAGAGACUGUGCAGAGAAACCUCAACAGACUCAUCGAUUCAAUCAAGGAGAAGCAGGAAAAGACAAAGAACCAGGCUGAAGGCUUCAUCAGAGAGAUGGAACAGGAAAUCUCUGAGCUGGAGAAGAGGAGCACUGAGGAGGAUCAGCCCUCACGCCCUGAAGACCCUCUCCAACUCCUGAACGCUGCUCUACGCAACAAGGCCUGGACUGAAGUCAGAGUUCACCCGCCUUCAUAUGAGGGGACUGUGAGGAGAGCCUUAAACCAGCUGGAGGAGACCAUCAGUCAACAGAUGAAGAAGCCGAUCUGUGAGGUGGGGCUAAAGAAAGUCCAGCAGUAUGAGGUGGAUGUGACCCUUGAUCCUGAUACCGCACAUCCUAAACUCAUCCUGUCUGAUGAUGGAAAACAAGUCAAACACAGUGACAUAAAGAAGAAUCUCCCACAAAGUCAAAAGAGAUUUGAUUUCUAUAGUUGUGUCUUAGCAAAGCAGAGUUUCUCUGCAGGCAGAUUUUACUACGAGGUUCAGGUUAAAGGGAAGACUAAGUGGGAUCUAGGAGUGGCCAGGAGGUCGGUCAAGAGGAAGGAAGAUAUCACACUGUCUCCUAGGAACGGUUUCUGGGUGAUAUGUUUGAGGAACAAAAACGAGUACAAAGCUGGUGCUAGUCCACCAGACCGUCUCUCUCUUCAGUCUGGUCCUGAGAAGGUGGGGGUGUUUGUGGAUUAUGAGGAGGGUCUGAUCUCCUUUUAUGACGUUGAUGCUGCAGCUCUGAUCUACUCCUUUACUGGCUGCUCCUUCACUGAGGAACUCUGUCCAUACUUUAGUCCCUGUAUCAACGAUGGAGGUGAAAACUCUGCUCCUCUGAUCAUCUCUGCAGUCAGUCAGACUAAAGAGAUCAGGUACCCAUUCUAAACAGAGACUCACUAAAAUCCAGUGUAAUAAAAGGACUUGCGUUUAUUUUAGUGCCUCUUUUUCUGAUGUUUUUGUUCCAUGUAUGACUUUCUCACUGCUGUAUCAAACCACAUUUAUCACUGAUCAUUAUAACAUAUAAAGUAAUCUAUGAGUUUAAUAGCCGCCUGUAUCUGUAUUUAAGUAAUUUUCAGCCAAAACAUGUACACAGAAGAUUUUUGACAUGUCCUAAAUGAAAUGAUCUUAUUUUGUUAAAUUAUGUGACCUGGCUCAA